This is a messenger RNA of Parasteatoda tepidariorum (common house spider), 3426 nucleotides long. RefSeq names its product BRCA1-associated RING domain protein 1. Lineage: Eukaryota; Metazoa; Arthropoda; Arachnida; Araneae; Theridiidae. The record is from RefSeq and is a predicted model, not a curated record. Gene Ontology annotation, molecular function: ubiquitin-protein transferase activity; protein binding. Gene Ontology annotation, cellular component: BRCA1-A complex; BRCA1-BARD1 complex. Gene Ontology annotation, biological process: protein K6-linked ubiquitination.
UUAUACGUUAGAUGUGAUGAUGUUGAAAGUGCAAUGUUUUUUAUUAUUUUCAGUAAGGAAUUACUUAAUGAUCCUGUACUUUUUGUGACGUGUGGUCAUACUAUUUGCAAAUGCUGCUUUUCAAAUUCUUGUCCUAUUUGUGGCACGCUUGUUAACAAUGAAGAACAAGUUAAAGAAAAUGCUGAGUUUAAGACCAUACUGGAGGAACUUAAUGUGCUAAAGAAUGUACUGAAAGAUGUCAUAUUAUCAAUGAAAGAAAAUGUUCUUACGGAGUCUAAUGAACAAUCAAAUGUGCUAUCAGGAAAUAAGGAAACACCAGGUCCUCUACAGUGCUCUACUCCUGUAAAUACGAAAAAAAGAUCAUCUACCAAAACAAAAAAUGAUGAAAUUUUACUGAAAGAAAAUUGUGCUCCUGCAGAGUCGAUGUGCUUGAAUGAACAAUUGAAUGUGCUAUCAGAAAAAACAGCAUCGCAUGAAGAUAAUGAAACACCAGUUCCUGUAAAGUGUUCUACUCCUGUAAAUACUAAGAAGAGACCAUCUACCAAAACAAAAAAUGAUGAAAUAUCACUGAAAGAAAAUGGUGCUCCUGCAGAGUCAAUGUGCUUGGAUGAACAAUCGAACGUGCUAUUAGAAAAAACAGCAUCACAUGAAGAUAAAGAAGCACCAGUUCCAAUAAGGUGUUCUACUCCUGUAAAUACUAGGAAGAGACCAUCUACCAAAACAAAAAAUGAUGAAAUAUCACUGAAAGAAAAUGGUGCUCCUGCAGAGUCAAUGUGCUUGGAUGAACAAUUGAAUGUGCCAUCAGAAGAAACAGCAUCACAUGAAGAUAAAGAAGCACCAGUUCCAGUAAAGUGUUCUAGUCCUAUAAGUACAAGGAAGAGAUCAUCUUCCAAAACAAAAGAUGAGGAAAUAUCAUUGAAAGAAAAUGGCAUUCUUUCUAAAUCUAAUAAACAAUCCAACACGUCUGAAAAAACAGUAUCCAAAAAGGUUAAAGAAACACUGGAACCAGUGCAAUGUUCUACUCCUAUAAAUACUAGAAAGAGAUCAUCUUCCAGAAUUUGCAACAAAUUUUCUUGUUGUGAAACCAAAAAUAAGGUAACUCCUGUUAACCAAAGUGAUGUUUCUAAUUCCUCAAUCCAUGAAGGAAGAAAAAAAUCUGAUGCAAGGAAACCUUCUACAAGUUUUUGUCCAGAUAUAGCUCUUCCUCUACCAUCUCCUGCAACAAAUUUAAAUAAAAAAAACCCUAAAGGAGAAACACCGCUACACCGUGCUGUUAUAAGGGGUGAUAUAUCAAAAGUGAAGGAAUACAUAAACCAAGGAGCUUCUGUUAAUACACAGGACAAUAACGGGUGGACACCUUUGCAUGAAGCCAGUAAUCAUGGAUACUUUGAUAUUGCAAAAUUACUUUUAGACCAUGGUGCACUAGUAAAUGUGCCCUCAUUAAAGGACAAUAUCACUCCUCUGCAUGAUGCACUACUUAAUGAUCAAUUGGACAUAGCUAUACUUUUAGCUUCCAGGGGAGCUGAUUUGCAUACAAAAGCUUCUUUUGGAUAUUGUGCUUUAGAUUUGUGUAAAACUGAUGAAACUAGAAGGUCAUUAACUGAGGCCUGUUCUCCUUUUAUUGAAGCCAACACAAUCAUGCCGAUUUCAAAAAAUACAGAUACUGAAUCAGAUAAAAUAGUCUUCUUAUAUUCAAACUUGAAUGAUGAGCAAAAAAUAAAAUUACAGAAGUGUGCCCAACUUUUGAAAGCAGAAAUCGUUGAAGAAUUCAAACCAAAUGUUACCCAUAUUGUGACAGGCUGUGACAACAUGGGGAACUGUACAAGAACCAUGAAAGUAUUACUUGGAAUGAUAUCCGGGAAGUGGUUAAUAAAUUUUCAAUGGGUUGAAGUGUGUUUGGAAUACAAAAAAAAAGUUGAAGAAGAAGUAUUCGAAGUACAGGGUACUAAAAAUCAACCAAAUACUCAGGCACCUGCUCGAGCCAGAAAAAAUACUUUACAAAAAUUUCCCCCUUUGUUUGAUGGAUUUUACUUUUACUUACAUGGUACGUUCUCAAAACCCACUCCUCUCCGCGAAGAUUUGUGCAAUCUAAUACACAUGGGUGGUGGAAAACUGUUAUCAAGGGAACCUAAACCAGAUACGGUUUCAUCCGAGGCAUUCAUGAUGCCUUAUCAUGCUGCUGGCACUUCCUUGGAAAAUAUCAACCAUAUCAUCUUGUAUCAAGACAAGCCUCCACGCAAUGUUCAUCUUAAUUCUGGUCACAUAUGUACAUCACAGGUCAUGUGGCUUAUUUCAUGCAUCAAUGAAUAUUCUUUGUUGCCUCCUAAGCAAGCAAAUGUUGCUGAUUAAUUUUUUAUCACUGUAUGUAUCAGUAACUGUUUUUCAAUGAUGUGAUUAACCGGUGAAUCAUUCCACAUUGAUUUUACUGAAUUUUUUUAAUUACAUACUUGGUGGUGAAAAUUCCUAAUUAAGUUUUUUCCCUACGUGUGUGUAUCAAUUACUGUUUCUCAACAUUAUGGUUUAUAAAAAGUUGACUACUGGAUCAUUCCACAUUGAUUUUACUGCAAAUUUUACUAAAUCUUCAACAUAACAGUAAAAAAAUUAACAGCAUAUAUCCACUGAUUAUGUUCACAGUCACUACAUGUUCAACCUUUAUAUGUUCAUCAGUAACCAUUGAUUUUACUGAAACUUUCUGAUUUUACUGAAACAUUCGAGAAAAAAAAAUUAAAACCUAAGAGGAAAGCUGUGUUAAAUCACAUUUUACUAAAUUUGAGAAAAAUAGAUUUUAAUUGUAUAGAAAUAUCUAGAAAUUAUUUGCAAUUUUUUUCAUUUUUUAUAAACUUGGUAAAAUAAAUUUAAUGUUCUAUACUAAAAGCAAACUUUUAUCAAAUAAUUUAAUAUAUACUAACUUGAUCCUUUAAAAUUAAAUGACAUACUUUAAUACAAGAUACUUGCUAUCUAAAGUUGUCGCUAUCUAGUAUUUAAGUGUAUGCAAAUCCAUAAUUUAUGCAUAUAAUUACAUAAAGUGUUUGUAUAUUUUAUAAGAAAUAUAUUUAAUUUAACAUUGAAAUGUUUCACAAAUUCUUAAUGUAAAAACGUUUUUAGCCAAAAAAGUAUGUUUCUAAAUCUUACUUUAUUUAACAACUUAAGUUCCAACUUAAAUUCCAAAAUAAUUUGCAUUUAUAAAGUUCUUUUUAUAAAAUUUUAAAGACAAAUUUCUUAAAAUUUAAGAAAAUAUGCCUAUUGGUUUUGAAUGUAUUAUUUUGAAAUAAACUUUAAAUUUUUAAAAUUUACAAACAUUUGUCAUUAGGAUAAUUUGUUCUACUAAGUGCUGAUACCUCUUAUUAUUUUUUAAAACAAACAUCAAAAAUUAGGAAAUGAAUCUAUAAAUCCACUAUUUAUCUUUUUUUUUUUUUUUUUUUUUUU